Messenger RNA from Haliotis rubra (blacklip abalone), 385 nucleotides. RefSeq lists its product as uncharacterized. The record is from RefSeq and is a predicted model, not a curated record. The transcript has 4 exons. The coding region runs from base 50 to 385 and encodes 111 amino acids. Lineage: Eukaryota; Metazoa; Mollusca; Gastropoda; Lepetellida; Haliotidae.
UCUCCAUAACUACAGGUAGAUUUUGAGUUGCAAAUUCAUUUUGAAUACUAUGAUCUUGAUUUUGUUUAGAAACGGCAACUCAGAAAUCAGAUCAGUCACUGAAAUGAAAAAGAAAUACCAGAACAUCAAACAGAAAGCCAAAGCUAAGAGGAGCCAUGCCAUGCGGCCCCCAACUGGAGGUGGACCCCGUCCAGAGUCUCCUACAACCCCUGAGCAGCUUGUGCUACAGAACCUGGAGGGCAGGCCCAGUCUCUGUGGCAUAUCCGGCGGCAUUGACUCAGACAUUCCCAUGACUUCUGAGAGUUGUGACACAGAGGCGGCGGCAGAGGAACCAGAAUCCACGCAGAUGUUUUCAUCAAUUGAUACCUCAUUUCUAAGCAGCUAA